This is a messenger RNA of Chilo suppressalis (striped riceborer), 4224 nucleotides long. NCBI's taxonomy places the organism in Eukaryota, Metazoa, Arthropoda, Insecta, Lepidoptera, Crambidae. The record is from the annotation of a GenBank genome assembly.
CGGGCCGCUAGCUAGGAGGCGUGGUACACAACGAGCUUCAUAAAAUCGAUCCGAAUAAAAACAUAACGUAAAUACAGAUUUUGUUCUAAGUAUAUAUAUUUUUAUAACUCUAAUCUUUCGAUAAACAAAUACGUCUUCGUUAUGCGAUAGCUUAUCGAGCUCUCAGUCUUCCACAUUCAUUUGUGAGUACGAGCCGUGCAAUUAGCUGGCUAACAAUAGUCGUUGUGAUGGAUUAUGACUGGGCUGUGAACUGAGUGAUAAUUGAUGAGUGUGACAGUUGUAUUGACAUCAUCAUCAUCAAGAUGACAAGAUCCACGUACAGACCUCUCGUGCCGCGAUCCUCAAACCAAUCCUUGGAGAAUAGAGACAUGGGGACGACGUCGCCGCCCGGCGAGCCGUUGGUGCGAGUGCCGGUGGGGAAGCCAAGAUGUCCGCCGGCGAUCUCCCGGUUGCGAGUGGAAAAGGUGGAAGGCGGGCUGGCCGUCGCGGGCGUGGUGGUCGCAGCCAACUGCCAGAUCGUGCUGCCCAUAUUCGGGUUCCUAUUCAUGCUCGUCGGCUGCGUCCUAACUGCGGCAUCGUACCGCGGUUGUGGUGAGAACGAAGAGCCGGAUCACUACGCAGCACGCAUCGCGUUCACGGGUAACUCCCGCGUGCUGGGCCCCGUGUGCAUCGUUGCCGGCGCUAUCAUGACUCUGGCCGGUAUCGUGUUAUGUAUGCUAAUGCGUGCUGCACAGCGGCGGCAGCGGAGGUUAGCGUUCCACUGCCCCAUCCAUGGAGACUUCUACCCACUAAGUCCGCAGAACAGCAGGAAAUACUCACGUAGUCCAUCAGGCGUGUGGCGGUGGGUGGUAGGCUGGCUGGGCAUGGGCGAGGAAGGCGAGACCCCGCGCUGCCCGCGCUCCACCGAGCCCGCCUCACCCGCGCGCGCCGACGCACCCUGCCCGCCGCCGCUACCCUUCCUCGUGCCCUCCGACUCCGUGGUAGGAAUGGCGUCGGUGCUAGGAGCGCCCCUCAGCCCGGAGCAAACAUUCGGUUCUAUCAAAUCUCUAGCGAUAUCGAGGGAAGUGGCCAGCUUCCCGCUCUCACGUUCCCCUACCCCGCCCCCCUUGAGCUGCCCUCCAUUCAAAGACGACUCGAAAUGCGUCGAAAACAGCAUUCCGAACACUGUGACGCGUCCAGACUUCGAUUGCGGGACCCCCUCCUGCAACUACAGAGUGGUCGAAUGUAAAAUUACAACCACGGACGAAAUAUCACGUAAUCCACCCAGUGUUCCCGAACCACAAGUACACACAAUCCAGGAAAAAACACUAAAUAAUACACAGACAAGACCCAAUACAGUUUCCAUCACUAUUCCAGAUGAAGGCAAAGGUUAACCACUAACCGAAAAGUGAACUAGACUUCGUAUUAGAAAAAUAUAUGACGUUCAAAGGAAGUGAUUGAUGCGCUGUUUGUUGUUUAUAAAUCGGAGAAUGUGAUCGGUUAACGUCGGAUUAUUGUAAUCGAAUACCCCGUCUUUCUAAUUAACACUGUACAUAAAUUGAUAAUACGAACAUAAAAUUCAUUAUUAUACAGUAAAGGCGCUUCGAAAACAUUUGAAAUAUCUGCUCAAACAAUCACAUUCGUCUUCCGCUGGCGCUCACUUUUAUCGAACACCCGACAAAAUUUUAAAUUAGUUAUUAUGUUUUAGUUAACAAAUUAUUUUUAUUUUUUUGUGAAGCCUUACAUGACUUCAGCUAGGGUGCAAUAAUAUAGUUAAUUGGAACACUGCAGUCCUUAUUCUUGGCAAUAAAUUGCACCAAAUUUUAUAAAAAAAACAUAUAAUAUGAAAUAUGUGAGAGAGAUCGUUGAAACAACGUUCGUUGGUAUGUAAAUUAUAUUUUAGAAUAAUGUAUUACGUAUUCUGAUUUUUACUGGAAAGCAUUUUGUUUUGUGAACUUUCAUUUUGCUAAUGUAACGCGCAUUACAUACACAUUCUAGUCGUUUUGGUAUAUAGAAAAUUGAUCUUUUAUCUAUUACUAUCAUCGUAACUCGCAGACAGCUAUCUGGGGCCAUGGGACCAUCAUUUACUUGUUUUAUGGGACAACACGAGAUCUCUAUAAUGGGCCUAAUGGCCAAGAUGCUAACUUUAAGAGAUAUAUUCACUGCUGAUAUAUAAGCUGUCUGUGUCGACCUAAUCUAAUCAUCGUAGGAAAGAGUUUCUAAUAUUGGCUCAGUAGGAUAAAAUCGUUCCUCAUUAUGUUAAUGUACUAUACCUAUUUAAGGAUUUGUCCAAUAAAAUCAUUUUUUAUUAAGUGUCUUAGUUAUAUACAUUAAGAGUACCCUAGAUAUAGUUCCGAAAUGUGAUAUUUUUUGUUUAAUUUAACAUUGUUGACUUUUAACAGUACAAUAUUCAUCACUAUUGGAAUGGGUACCUAUUUGAAAUUAUGACCAUAAUCAUUAAUAAUAAAAAUAAUCGUAUGUAGGUAUAUUUUCAGGAUAACAUACAAAUUUUAGUUAACUAAUAACUAACCCGGAAAUAGAACGUGCUUACCUAUCAUCUUCCAAAAAGCAAAAUUAACAUUCCACUUGAAAAUAAUGAGGAUUUUCUAAAAUGUCGGAUGCUAGGUGGCAGUACCAUAGCACGGUAAUAAUAGAUAAUAUUACCGUGACCAUAGUCAGCAUCAAGGUGAAAACUCCACACCACUUCUUUCAAAAUAUUGAGCUUAAUUUAUGAUUCUCUGAACCCAAACUUAAUUUGAUAGUUGUGUCGAUACCAGCAGGGUUCUCUUAAUCUAAACUUAACUUUGACAACAGUGUAUCCUUGUUAUUCUGUAUACAGAAUGAAAUAGAGAAAUUGAUGUUAUUUUUUAGUGAAUCAUACCAGAAUCGACACCAGUACCUAGUGAAACUUUAUCAUGAUAUAUGGAAAAUAAAGAAAAAAGGUUCAAUAGCGAAUUGCUACGUUCGUAAAAAACCUGAUUAAAAUUUAGCUCUAAGUUUAGAAAAUCAGCAGCUUGCAUAACGUUUAAGAACUCAUUUACUCAAUCAACGAUAUCGUUGGCCCUAAUGAUCACAGUGGCCCAUGAAUAAAUUUUCUUGAAAAUAAAUCUCAUUGUUAGGAACAUAACAGCCAAAGUUUUGUAGGUACUGCUACUGAAGAUAGUUUAAUUUAAUCAAUUAAAACACAAUCUUUUUUUGUAUUACAAAUGUUCUAUUUCCAUGUUUAAUAACUCUUUAGGAUUUAUCGUAUCAUAUUUUUUCUAAGAAAAAGGUACAUUAAUACACCUUAACGGGGACCCAACGUGUCGUGACUAAACCUACUACGCCCAUCCUGCUACUAAUAGCGCACUAUAAUGAAUUUGUUUCUUAAAUAUUUAUAUAUAAUUUUGGUAGACGAGCCAAAAGAAGUUGCCAAAAUAUUGUAUCGAUCACGUCCAUGAUUUUAAUUUUUUAUUUGCGUAAUACUUUAAAUUUUUGUGCUCAGAAAAGACAAUCUAGUAAGCAAAGAUUAGAUAAAGUUUGUAGUUCAUGAAUAUUUUAGAAUACAUAAGGUAUUUUAAGUGUAAGAAUUACAUUAUCAAUUUAUAAGUUUUGUGAUGAAGGCAUUUAUUGGCCAAGUUAAGUAUUUGAAAUUGUAAGGAAUGUAAUUUAUUAUAAUCUGUAGUUAAGUGCCACGCCUAAAAUUACAUCUAUUAUAAUAAAAUUAUUAUAUACAUAAUUUUAAGCUUAUUUAAUACUGUAAUAGUUGUAAGGUGAUGAAAAAUACAAAUUUGAGAUAAUGCUUGCUGUUUUAUUAGAAACCUGUUUUAUUUCAGGCGCCAGAUCCUUCAUAAUUAUAACUCAAUAGGUAUGUAUAAAGCUUAGUCUAAGAUUAAUAUUGUUGAUGGACAAUAAAGAGAAUUAUUACAAUAAUAUUAUCUAUUACAUAUAUUUUAUUUGAAACUACAUAACCCAGUGUAAAACCCUAUUUCCGAGAAACGGCCAAAUACAAAGACGUUAAUUCAUAGUUAGGGUUUUUUACUCAUACCCGAUUAAAUUGCCUCCACUGCAUGUAUGUAUGUCCGUCACAGGUCUCUAUCUCUUGAAUUGAAAAGGCAGAUACCUGAAAUUAUCGACUCCGUUUUUGUUUCGCCGACCAGUGAUAAUUUAUAAAAAAAAAUAUUUGGACUCAGAUUGGAACCCAAUUUUCACAUGAGAUCCGGCUCAUUUUGUAAGGUUAAUUUUAACUCUUUGUCUUCUUGUGGU